UAGCUCUUUAGAGACAUGAGUAGCUUUAAUUUGUGGAAGAUGAUCGAUCUUAUGAAAUAGAGUUCCUUCGCUUAUUUUAUCCUCAGAAUUCACGCAAUCAAAGCUCAAAAGAUGAAGUUACUUGGAUGGAUGCACAGAAAAUUUCGCCAGAAUAGCACUGAACCGUUUAAAGAUCACUUGGUUAUUGGGAAGGCAGGACAUGAAAUUGAUGAACGCAGUUACCAUCUGAAACCGAACUUUGGGAGCAAACAUGUCCAACAAAUUGAGAAAGAGCACAGCCUUAGAAAAUCUUUCAGUGGUCAGGAAGCUGCAGAUGCAAGAGUAGAAGAUGAUGAGUACGUGUAUGAGGAAGAUGGUGCUAUGUAUGAGCUUUUCCAUGGGUUCCUCGCAAUUGGAACUCUUGGGCUUGGGUGCAGUACUGAUCCAUCAGCAACACCAACAUUUGGCAAUAUCUGUGUUGAGAAUAUAAUUACUGAAAAGGAAGAUGAAGUGACUGAGAAUGAAUUGAAGCUGAUCAAUGAUGAGCUCGAGAAAGUUCUUGGAGAUGAUGAGUGUAUUAAUUCUGCCAGAAAUAGCCAUGUAAGUAGCAGUACUGCAGGGAGAAGUAGUCAUGGAAGCAUGAUAUCAUUGAGCGGAAAGCCAAUGAAUAUGAUGGAAGGUAAUUCUGGUAAUAUUGGAACUUCUUCAAUUUGUCCACUUCAGGGUUAUCUUUUUGGAUCAGCUUCCAUUGAAUUACCAAAAGUAGUACCAGCAAAGAGUAGGACAUCACUUGGGGAGCUAUUUCAGAGAAGCAAACUAGCAGACCAGGAGAUUAAUGAAAAGGGUGAUAAAAUCAGUGAAAAAGAAGAUAAAUCUGCCCUGCAUCUGGUAAGAAAGAAGCUAAAAAAAAAAAUAUUGCUCCAUACUUGUUCCCGAAACUCCUCCUCAAAUAACGGUGGACCUGUUGAUUCAGCUAAUUCAGCAGACACAAAAUUGCGUAAGAUUCUCCAUAUGUUCCACAGGAAAGUUCACCCUGAAAAUUCAGCAGCUGAACCAAAGAAUGAGUGUAAAAAGAAAACAAUCAAUGUGGACGGAGGCCAUAACAAAUUUGAAGCAUUAGUUCCAAAGGAAAGCAACAAGAGCCAAUCAAAUCCAGUACUCCAGUUUAGCCUUGGCAUUGAAGAUUCAUCAGAGAAUAGGGAGCACUGGAUCAAAACUGAUUCGGAUUACUUGGUCUUGGAGCUCUAGCUAGGAGGCCGCAAAGGAAGAAAUUGAGCUGUUUUUAAGCUAUAUCGUCCUCAGAAAUUAAUAAUGUGUUAAUUUGUAAGAUUUUCUCUAAUUUGCGAUCGAGGAGCAAGUAUUAAACAUAUUAUAUAUCAUUUGUAUGUCAAUUAUAUAUGUAUGUAUGGUUUCAAUCUGAAGCAUCAUUUUGCAUGUGCAAGUA
This is a messenger RNA of Lotus japonicus, 1423 nucleotides long. Its product is annotated as protein LAZY 1-like. The record is from RefSeq and is a predicted model, not a curated record. NCBI's taxonomy places the organism in Eukaryota, Viridiplantae, Streptophyta, Magnoliopsida, Fabales, Fabaceae. The transcript has 5 exons. The coding region runs from base 112 to 1227 and encodes 371 amino acids. Gene Ontology annotation, biological process: gravitropism; regulation of auxin polar transport.